Lineus longissimus is the source of this 2609-nucleotide messenger RNA. Its product is annotated as D-beta-hydroxybutyrate dehydrogenase, mitochondrial-like. Bases 390 to 1424 code for a protein of 344 amino acids. Gene Ontology annotation, molecular function: oxidoreductase activity. The record is from RefSeq and is a predicted model, not a curated record. Lineage: Eukaryota; Metazoa; Nemertea; Pilidiophora; Heteronemertea; Lineidae. The transcript has 5 exons. Gene Ontology annotation, biological process: steroid metabolic process. Gene Ontology annotation, cellular component: intracellular membrane-bounded organelle.
UUCAAUGAGUGGUAAAACGACAUCCAUAACAUGUAUGCAAGCGCAAAUAUAUCUUGUUUGUGCGAGGUUUUGUAUGAGAAUUAAACCAAUCCCACGGCAUGGUAGACCUAGGCCAAGGCCUAUACAAGGCCUUAUAUAAAAGUGAGUAGCCCCGUCCUUUGACAAAAGACGUGUCAUAAUUCUGCUUUCCCUCCUAUUUUAAUUGGUAUGGUGAUGCACUUGUGACGAGAUUGACCUAGGGGUCAUAUCAGGUGUUGAUAAGAGAGAAUCAGGAUAAGCUGGGUGAAAGAAGAGCUCCCUGUCGACUACGGUUAAUGCAAAAUUACAGAAGGAACGGAGCAACUGUCGGACGAAAUCGCAUUGUGCAUUGAGAUAACUCUUGAGGCGCUAUGUCUGCUACCAUUGCCGCACUCUGUGGAGGUGUAAUCGUAGGCCUCUGGCUGCAAGGGUCCUGUAUUUGUGUUGGAUUGAUCGCCCUCGCAGGGAUCGGUUAUGCCGUGUAUAAUUCGUCACUUUUCCAUGGAAAGAGUGUCCCAGUAGGUGAGAAAGCUGUGCUUAUCACAGGUUGCGACAGUGGAUUCGGCAAAUGGCUGGCCGAAAAACUUGAUGCUCUUGGCUUCACUGUCAUCGCCUGUUGCAUGUUCCCAGAUAAAGGGGGCGCUGACGACCUUCGCCGGAAAUGCUCUUCACGGCUCCACAUUUUGCGCUUAGAUGUCACUAGUAAUGAGGACGUGAACGCUGCAGUUAAAUAUGUAAAGGACAAAAUAGGAAACGGGUUGUGGGCCCUCGUCAACAAUGCGGGUAUUUCAUGGACUGGCGAGACCGAGUGGACGGACGUCAGUACCUAUGAGAAGAUUUACUCCGUGAACGUGUUCGGGGUGAUCCGCGUCACCAAGGCGUUCCUUCCGUUGAUUAGAAAAACUAGGGGAAGAGUCGUCAAUGUCGCCAGCAUGGCAGGUCGCUUUGCCCUGAGUGGAUUUUCUGCCUACUGCUCCUCUAAAUUCGCCUGUAUUGGUUUUUCCGAUGCCCUUCGACGUGAGAUGAGGAAAUUCGGGGUCACAGUGCAUACUAUUGAACCUGCCUUUUACAAAACUGAGAUGACCUCUAUGGACUUUCAGGUGAAGAUGGCAAAGAGUACUUGGGAGAACACACCUGAUGAAAUCAAAGAAGCCUAUACAGAAGGUUACUUCAACGCUUUUAUGGAUAACGUCAUACACAUCCUGACAAAAGCGGUCAAUCCAAACACACACGAGGUCGUCGAUUGCAUGUUGGAUGCUGUGACGUCAGAACGGCCCAAACUGACGUAUGCUAUCACCUUGAGCUAUGUCAUCAAACGGUGGGUUAUGGGUGCAGUCCCUACACGAGUUCAGGAUCAGAUUAUGAAGAAGACUGAGCCGAGGUGUACAAUGCCACCGCCGAACUAGAUUGAACGGUUGGUGCCUAGGGACUGUUGGUAGUUGGAAGGAGGGGGGGGGGGGGGUAUGAGGGUUGCCACAAGGUGAUGGGCCAUGCUUUGGACUUGAGCACCGCCUUAGCUAACCAAGGCAUGGCAUUCGUAACAAAAACGGAUCAUUAUACGGGUUAUUCUCAAGUAUGACGACUCUAUAUCCACGGCGGUAAUGGACGGGGUAACUACUUAAAUUGACUCUUUCCGAAACGAAGGUAAGCUUUCCUGACGAAAAAGUCAAAUAAGGUAUUCAACACUCCAAAUAUACACAUAAAAAUAAUAUAUGUUGUAUAUUUACUCGGGAAUCAUAACACUGAUCUGUGAUAACAGCAGGUGUACAUGGCAGCAAGUGUACAUGACAGCAAGUGUACAUGACGAAGGCAAAUACAAUGUACUGUAAAAUAGGUCAGGGAACGUCGCACCUUUACAGACAUGACAGAUGGCAGCAAAAUAUCUAAAAAUUAUGUCCGCCAGAAGGCGACAUUGCAGGCGCGGAUGAGCGUAUAUUGAAUGGGGUCCUGAGCUACGGUAUUGGACAACUAGCCCAAUUGUUUUUGGCAUCCCGGUCUAUUUCUGUAAACGAGCAUGAUAUCACUGUAUCAGGUACAUGUGUACUACAUGGCAAUUAUUUCACACUAAAUAACGAUAACGUUAGCAUAUGGGAUUAUUGUAAACUUUAUAUUGGGGAUAUGAUUCGCGGAACAAAGAUAGAUUUAUACAUAGAGUUUCAUUUUGGUACGCAAUGUACACGUAUAUAUUUUUUAUUCAGUCUCGUUAAGACACGGAAUUUGCAACAUUGGCACAUUAAAAAUAUAAAAACAAUUUUUCUCAUGAAAACAAUUAGUGACUGUGUUAGUUAUCAAGAGUGGUCAUGUUACGAGACAGUUUUCAACACUUCAGGUUAAGAGUCGGAAUUCUGAAUGGAGUGAAAUGAAAUAUUAAGUCUACAUGCACGUACAUGUACAUGUAACUUCUUUUAUCAUCACUUCUCUUUACAGCUACCCAUUAAUAAGUCCUGACCUAAAAAUGACUAUUAGUAUUUUCUAUAAAAUAUUGCUAUUAGCAUUUUCUCAAGUGUUUUAACACUAGAGAAAAACUACGUGUAUUGCAAUUAGUAUUUUCUACAAAAUAUUCCAGAUGAAAAUAAAAUACAUAUUUGGCA